Letharia columbiana is the source of this 828-nucleotide messenger RNA. RefSeq lists its product as uncharacterized. The transcript has a single exon. The coding region runs from base 1 to 828 and encodes 275 amino acids. Gene Ontology annotation, molecular function: S-adenosylmethionine-dependent methyltransferase activity. The record is from RefSeq and is a predicted model, not a curated record. Lineage: Eukaryota; Fungi; Ascomycota; Lecanoromycetes; Lecanorales; Parmeliaceae.
AUGUCUCAACCCCACCCACGCUCCGAACACCCACCAAACACAUCUUUCGACCCCCCAAGCCCCUGCACUCACAACAACGAUAACAACCACAACCACGCCCAUGUGCCCAGCACCGCCUUCUCCGGCGACAUGGCCCAAACCUACAGCCAACGCACGGGCGGCUGCAACAUCGUCCUCGCCGACCACCUCAUCUCCCUCAUCACCCCCUCCCUCCCCCCUCCCACCACCACUCCAAGCCUCCGAAUCCUCGACAACGCCUGCGGCCCCAUGGUCCUCACGACCCAAUGCCUGCUCGACCCGUCCAUCGCAACCUACCCAUCCGUCCACAUCUCCGCCGUCGACCUCAGCGCCGACUUCAUCGCCGCCAACCGCACCGCCAUAUCCACCCGGAGCACCCUCGGCCCCAAAGUCGACACCGCCGUCAUGGACGGCGCGGACCUGCGCUUCGCCGACGACACCUUCGACGUCAGCUUCACCUCCCUCGGCAUCUUCGCCUUCCCGGACCCCGUCCGGGGCGCCCGGGAGCUGUACCGCACGCUGAAACCCGGGGGCGUGACGGCCGCGACGACGUGGAAGGGCGUCGGAUGGCUGCCGCUGCUGCACGCGGUCGAAGAAGAAGUGCUGCAGCCCGGGCGGGCGAAGACGCGGCUGCCGUUUCUGGAACCGUGGGCGGUGGCGGGGAAGCUGGAGGCGACGCUGCGGGAAGGGGGGGUUCGAGCGGGUGGAAGAGGGGGAGAUGGAGGGGGUGGCGUGGUGGGGUGGGGUGGGGGAGGCGGCGUACUGGCUUACGGCGUCGGUGAAGAUGAUGGUGGGGCGGGGUUGGAGUGA